Molecule: messenger RNA, 258 nt
Organism: Acanthoscelides obtectus
Lineage: Eukaryota; Metazoa; Arthropoda; Insecta; Coleoptera; Chrysomelidae
Source: the annotation of a GenBank genome assembly
CAUACAGAAAUUUUGAAACAAAUAGAACACGAUCAGUCAUUAAUGUGGUUGGUGAAAAGAUUUUUGGCAGUAUGUCUAAAAAAUUUGAUGAUCUAUAACAACAUUGAAAAGGAUGCCUUUAUUUCUGUAUUGAAUAAGUUUUCUAAUAACCCAAACACAGUAGAGUAUCUACUUACAAAAGUUAUUAUGGAUACCUGAGAAGCUAUCUUGAAUACACAAAGGACCAAGCAUUAUCAGAAGCAGUAGAACUGAUACACA